Macrobrachium nipponense is the source of this 5203-nucleotide messenger RNA. RefSeq lists its product as uncharacterized. The coding region runs from base 162 to 464 and encodes 100 amino acids. The record is from RefSeq and is a predicted model, not a curated record. Gene Ontology annotation, molecular function: protein dimerization activity. NCBI's taxonomy places the organism in Eukaryota, Metazoa, Arthropoda, Malacostraca, Decapoda, Palaemonidae. The transcript has 2 exons.
GAACUCCCAGACCCAGCGGUCUCCCGUACGUACACUUUUCAGACCGACAUUAUUAUCGUGUUGUCUGGUCCGAGUGCCGCACGUCACAGCGCCGUCCUCCUUGAGUUACCGUCACUCUAGCUGCCCAACGAACUUGACCACCCAAGCAACGAGUCGCAACCAUGAAGGCGCAGGUCUGUGAGUCUGCCGUGAACACCUUGCCCCCCAUCAGGAGCGGGAAAGUGUCCAAGUCAAGGGAGGAGGAUUUCGAGGUGUCUAUUUACCUGGAUAAAUUGAGACACCUUCUGCCAGGUGGAUCGGCCAGGGGCAAGCCCGCGGUCGAAAAGAAGCUGAACCGACUCGAAGUCAUCGAGAGUGUGAUCCAGUACAUCAGCGAACUGCAGGACGUCUUGGACAUCGACGUCCACGAAAGAGAAAUGGACAUUUUAGAGUACGAGACCAAAAGCAUCACUCUGGCAGCGUGAGUGAAAGAGUGAAUACUAAUAAUAAUAAAAAGACUACUAUUAAUUGUUAAGAGUCACCUGGCGCCCCUUUCAAGCAGUUACUAAAAUAGAAACAAUGAAAAACUUCCAGUUCAAAAGACGGGUUUUUGUAUUUGCAUCCGUUACGAAGAAUGAAAAGGUUUGUGAAAUAUCAAAAUUGAAAGCUAAUUUGUCUCUGAAAGUUUAGAGUUGAAAAUUCCUAUCCAGUGCGUUUCGUAAGAUUUACUUUCCCAAUUGCCGUUGCAAAGUCAGUCAGAAGAUUUCCAGGUCUGCUCAGCCGAUGCAAGCGUGGGCUAGUUGCAGGUCUGUUCAACUGAUGCAAAAGUAGGCUGGUCAAGGUCUGGUCCAGCGGUGCGAGAGGAGACUUCCAGGUCUGUUCUUCACUUAGGUGCCAAGUGUAACCUUUCCAGGUUAGUUCAGCAGGUUGUCAGAAAAGCCUUUCCAGACCGUCCAACACCUGUUGCUGUGACCUCGCAGCGGCAACGCCAACAGCCACAAUCACCUUCUCCCCCUCCUCCCGCCCCUCCGGGUCGUCUAAGGACACCAGGAAGAAUUCAAUCAACUUCAGGGACUCCUACCUCCGGAACCCCUGGGGCGUAUUACCCCUCCCCCCCUCUGCGAAUCUGGAAUCUGAAAAAUUCUUAUCUGGGAAAAGUUGUUUUACAAUCCUUUAUAAGUCGUGAAACUGACGUGCUGUUGGUGGACGAACCCAUUGGUGAACUCAAAUUGUAUUAUUAUUUUAUAUAUAUAGUUCCUAUAGUCAUGUAACAUUGUACGGAAAGAAAGGGAAAAAAAGUACUUCCAAACCUGUGAAACGAUUGCAACUGGAAGUCGUAUACCAUUUUUGUUGAAUAAAUCUGUCUCUGAGCAGAAUUAAUAGAUGAAGAAACUAUGCACUCAUUAGCUACGAAGAGUACAACAAAUAAUUAUAUUUUGUGUCCCUCUGCUUACUGCUGCUCCCCUUGCGAGGCAACCGGCUUAGGCCCACUCCAGAGGCUUUGUGAAGUUUACAGUCCUCCUCUGUCUUAAACGGAUGAAGGUCUCUUUAUGUACUUAUCAGGCUGUGAACGAGAUGAGAUUGGAAACAGAACGUGCUGCUAACAACCUUCAGUGAUGACAAUCUUCAAACAUGAUUCCCUUCCCCCAUUCACUUCCGAAAGUUUGGAUCGAUAAUAUGCAGCUAUUCCUCAUGUGGAUCAUGACUCGGUGAAGGCAUGUUCCGCGUACUGUGGUCACGUGAUACUAAUAGUGUCUUAAGUUCAAAAUUUUUGUGUAAUAAGUGUGCUUGCAUGUAUGAAUGCCCAGUUCUGAGUCAUUUUCACAUAAUUGUUACAUGAAAGUUUCUCAUAUUUUUUUUUUCUCGUCAAUUAUUAUCAUUUGUGACCAUUCCCGGUGCUUUUAUAAGACUAAGGUUUCCCAGUGUAAGUUUCCACGUAAUCAACCAGUAAUGACAUGGCUGGAAUGAAAAUUGACAAAGAGAUGGGGAGAAACGAGAGCAGUUAGUUGCAAUAUCAGAUGAUGAUGGCCUUUUGUAAAACGAUGGCCUGUUCAAAGAGUAUCCGAUUUUACAAGAGAGAGAGAGAGAACUUUUGCAGCAAGUCUUUGGCAAAGGAGAUGGCUGUUGCCGUGUUCCGUCUUGAGCUCAGCUCGAGCUACCAGUCUCAGCUGUCUCUCCCCUUCCCCCUCCCAUUCCCCACCCUCCCUCUUACCAGCACCAUCCUCCUCCCAUACGAAAAUGCCCUGCGGGGCACCUUCAUGGCUGUAACAGGUGUAUCCCCCCAUCCCGUAAUACCCACAAGGGUAUAUCCUCCCAAGCCCCAAAGGCCCACGCCAGUGUCCAUUUAUGGAUAUCGGGACCCUUCCUCCGAGGAGUACGACUGGGGGAUACUCUGAGCGUCAGCUUCGGUUUUCCAGUUCUUUUUAUUUCGUCUAGAUUAACGACACAGGCAGUUGGCUCAGAACGUGAAACAUCCAUCCUUUCGUAUCCGCAAAAUAAUCCAACUUUUCGUUAUGGGAUUAGGUUUUGCUUGCUUCAUUUGAUAUAAACAUUAGCGAUAGCUUUGUAAUUUCAGAAUAGCUGGUUCUUUUCCACAACUGAAUAAUUCAAUAACUGCAGGAUUGGUUAAAUCAUUGAUACAAACACACCAACACUGCUCGAUUUAUUCUAUAUAUUAAAAUUACUGUCUUGUAAGAUUGAGUCCCAGUGAUAAUAUCUCUCUCUCUUCCACAUUAUGCCGUGGUGUGGUGGCGUGUUGGGUACUUGGGCAUCUCGGCUCUGACCAUCGUGCUUUCACUUCAUACCAUCGUCAUGCACCAGUACCCACAGCCUCCCCAUCACGCUUAUACCUGGUUUCGGAGAGAUGGGGGACUUGGCAAGAUGGGGUUGGGGAGCGCCUCUCUCUCUCUCUCUCUCUCUCUCUCUCCUCCCAGCGAACGACUAGGGGAGAUGCGUUCAGUAAGGCAGAAACGAGGCCUGAAAACCGUACACUCGAAACACUUCUUGUAAAACGGAUCGCUUUUGGACAAAGUAGUAAAGUCUUGCGAUCUGUUCCGGGGACGAAUGUAUGAUUAUGUAUCCGUUACUUUAAAAACAAUAUAUUACGCUAGAUAUAAUCUUGUCAGAGCUAUCUCCCCAACCGUCGUUUUCUCCUUGUCAUGGUAACUUGCUGGACGCAUCCUCUCGCCUUUGUGGUGGAGAUUGUGAAAGUAUUUUCGAGCCUUCGAAGCAGAACAGAAAUGGGCCUUUUUCGUUGUCUAUCCUUUGAGAGUCAUUAGGAACUCUACAAAUUCUUGGGCGGCAAUGUUUAUGUAGUUACUUUUUGAAAAUCGGACAAAUUAAGUUGUAAGAGUUUCAAAAUUCUUAAUUAAAUUACUUCUCCCUCUCUGGCAUUAAGGAAAUUUGUUAUCAGGAAAGUGAAGUAUGUAUGUGUGUAUGUAUGUAUCUUUGGAAUGAAUUCUUCAUCAUAAGGGAGAAACGGUAGCUAUUGGAUGUAAGAGGGUGUAUGUCGCCUAUAUAAAAAGAAUAUAUUUUGAAACAGCUAAGUAGGAAAAUUGUUACAAACGCCAUACAGUUCAAACAACUGAGUGUUGCCCACACUGGCGUAGAGUCGGUUCUAAGCCAUUUCGCAAGGUGCUUUGCUCUGUGCCUGGUUCCAUUUAUUUUUAUAUUAUAUAUGUGUAUUUUCUAGAGUUACUUUAAUGGGAAGUUUAUGAUAACACCAAACACUGGUGUAAGAUGUCAUUUUUUUACUAGUGGCGUUUGCUUUGUUUAAUUAGUUAAAUUAUAUAUAUAAACAUUUGUUUUACAAUUAAAUUUUUCACUGGUAAAUUUUUUUCUGGAUAACUAUUAUUGCUAUUUAUCGUUAUGCAUUUAUGAUUAUGUUCUGGCCAGAGAACACUUUUCGUAUUCUCUGUUAAAGUUGGAAUAUUAGUCAAAUUGUAGCGUAAUACUUGUAAUGUAAUACGUGUUAUACGAAAUUUUAUUGAGAGAAAUUGUAUUGUAGUGAGGGACGUUUGAAAUGACGAAACGUUUUUUCUCUUGCAGAUAACGAAGUGUAACUUGAAGUAAUUAUGACUUGUGAAAUGAUAAAAUCUUAAGAAGCAUUGUAACUCUUGGUAUCAAUUUUGAGUAGCAUAAAGUAAUUUUUUUUAACCGUGUAAAAUGAAGUAGCAGCUUGUGCUGGUGGAAGCUUCUAUCUUAAAUUAUGUGUUUUAAAAUAAGAAAUAUGAGUUGUGUCAUUUUGAUGAAUUAUUGGUAGAUUUCAAUGGUGUUUAAUAUAUUUAUUUUUAUAACAUUCUUUUCAUGGUAAUUUCCAUUUAUUGUUUACAAGACAAGGGAAAGUUUUGUAUUAAAUGCGGUGUGUUUUAGCAAAUCUUGGCAGGCAUUAUUACGCAAUUAUGAUGUAGAUUAGUCAUUUGUAUGCAAAACUGAUGAAAGAAACAAAAAAAACGUUUAGCAGACAAAAUAGUUGUGAAUAAUUUUAGUAGAAUCCUUCAUGUUAAGUGGAAAAUAAUGAGUGGAAGUACUGAGAGACAUUUUUCAGAAUGUAAUUCAGCAAAUCAAGACGUAGUACUAUAAAUCAGUCAGCAAAGCCUCGGAGUAAAUGUGAACUUUGGACGGUGAAGUGUAGCGCGACUGAAUUAUUAGGCUUAAGGUGACCUGAGUUCGGGUAAACUGUCUCUCGCAUUUUGUAAUUAGUUUACAUGCAAUGCAGUGGUUUGUCUUUUCUCUGACAGGUAGAUUGUCCUAACAUGUAUCUAAGUUAUACAUUUCCUAUAUAGCUUCGUCUCUGCUACGUGCCUACUGUGCAACUCUCAGUUUUAACAAGGCAGGAAAAUCAGCUUGAAAGCCCUGCUUAUUAUCUUCCUUAAUCUACUUAAAUCUAAUAAGGUCAAAUGACGAUAACAUUAUCUACCUGGCGAUGUCAGACUAGUAAUUUGUUUUCCAUAUGUGGUUGGACGACUGGGGCACCUGAUGAUAGAAACUGGCGCUAUCUUUUUAAGAUCAUCUGCAUCUGGCAACAUCCUAUAGCAUAAGCUGCAAUUUGGUUGGCUCCGCUUGAAGGAUUAGCCAACCGUGGGGGUUCUUAUUGCGAGAGAGGUUCCAGCCAGUCUUUUUUUUAUGUUUUUAUUAACGAUUCCUGUGAUAGCCCCAGUUCAAAAGUCCGUUAAUGUUGCUGAACUGAAUGUAUAUUUAUUGUAAUUAAAGAUUUUUUUUAUAA